Ilex paraguariensis (yerba mate) is the source of this 485-nucleotide messenger RNA. The record is from the annotation of a GenBank genome assembly. Lineage: Eukaryota; Viridiplantae; Streptophyta; Magnoliopsida; Aquifoliales; Aquifoliaceae.
GGAUUGAGUGGAGCUUAGAUAAUGAUGCAUCAAAUGUUGCUGUUUUGGUUGCAAGUGAAGCCCAUGCAAUAACUUUGGCAAUCGAGGGUCUGUUGGGAGUUGUUUUCACGGUUGCUACUUUAACAGAUGAAGCAGUGGAUGUUGGUGAACUUGAAUCCCCCAAAGACGAUUCCGACCCACCUGCGAAGUGUACAGGGAAAACUGCAGUUCUCUGCAUGUCGAUGGUUGAUUCAAUGUGGUUGACCAUACUUGAUGCAUUAUCCUUGAUAUUGACAAAGUCCCAAGGAGAGGCCAUUGUGUUGGAGAUUUUAAAGGGUUAUCAAGCAUUCACUCAGGCAUGUGGGGUUCUUUGUGCCAUAGAACCUUUAAAUUCUUUCCUAGCGUCACUUUGUAAAUUUACAAUCAAUAUACCCCAUGAAGCUGAGAAGAGGAGUCUUAAAUUACACCCUAUUCAACAAUCUUCACUUGAGGUAGGGCAUUCUUAA